Molecule: messenger RNA, 554 nt
Organism: Rhagoletis pomonella (apple maggot)
Lineage: Eukaryota; Metazoa; Arthropoda; Insecta; Diptera; Tephritidae
Exons: 3
Coding region: 19-537 (172 amino acids)
Source: RefSeq, a predicted model, not a curated record
AAACAACAAAACAGCAGAAUGACGGACGAUAGGCGGCUUUGUAUUUUGAACGACGAUAUGACGAAAGUUCUAUACAUAGGACUUUUAUGCCGGAAGUGCAACGUCAAAAAAUUUUAUAUCCACAUUUCACUUUUCAUAUUGAAAGCUUUAUCCCGCAAUCAAGUCGCCCUCUCGUUGUCCGCAAAACUAUAUCAAGUACCAGUGACCAAUGUCGGUGUAAACGCGGAUGUGUAUAAAAAAGCAAAUGGCUAUCGUCCCUUCAUGUUUAACAUUACUACGGAUUUUUGUCGAUUUAUUAAGUAUAGAAAGCAAACACCUUUUGGCAAAAUGAUAUUGGAUGCGGUAGAAAAGUAUUCAAAUAUAAACCACACAUGUCCGUACGAUCAUGACAUUAUAAUCAAAGAUCUUGUGCUUGAAAGUAAACAUCUGCAAUCACUGCCGUGGCCAAUGGGUGACUACCUUUUGAAAAUAAGCUUUGCGGUAAACAACGAUUGGAAAGUUACAGUUAAAUCAUAUAUACAAGUCACUGAGGAGUAAAAUAUUAUUUCUAUCUA